Messenger RNA from Glycine soja, 2585 nucleotides. Its product is annotated as probable inactive receptor kinase At4g23740. Gene Ontology annotation, molecular function: protein binding; protein kinase activity; ATP binding. The transcript is spliced from 3 exons. The record is from RefSeq and is a predicted model, not a curated record. The coding region runs from base 459 to 2360 and encodes 633 amino acids. Lineage: Eukaryota; Viridiplantae; Streptophyta; Magnoliopsida; Fabales; Fabaceae. Gene Ontology annotation, biological process: protein phosphorylation.
CUCUUGCAUAUGCACCCUCCUAAUUGUACGGCAUAAAAUAAUAUCUAACCUUUGGCUUCUAAAUGAUUACAGAAUGAGUUUCUCUUACUUCAAUUGCAUGUGGCACUGCUGUUCUCACAAGCAAAUACAGCUCAUCUUCUAUCACUACCAAUACACCAUCAUUGCAAAGACCCCAGUUUAGAUUUCCUUCCUCUAACUGCUUCUGAAACAAGAUGGACAUGUGUCUGACAUGGUCCUGGACCUACUUCAUGCUUUUCUAGCUAACCCCCCAAAUUCAUCACUCUUUCUUUGUUCUUGAAGAUUCGUACCAUGUUUUUGGAGGACACUGUUCUCUUUGUCUUAACUAGUUUGCUGAAUUUUGGGAUCAAGAAGUGAGUUGUGAACAAUAUCUUGAGUAGAGACAUUAUUUAACAUCCAAGUUGUGGUGAACUGUUGAUCUUCUCUGUUGGAGCCGGAAAAUGGACAAGAAGCUGCCCCUCUUGUUCAUUUUUUCAGCAGCCUUGGUGAUGGAAGCAGUGUUGUUGGUUAGUGUUGUGGCUGAACCAGUGGAAGAUAAACAAGCUUUGCUUGAUUUCCUUGACAACAUGAGUCACUCUCCUCAUGUCAACUGGGAUGAGAACACUUCUGUUUGCCAAAGCUGGAGAGGAGUGAUUUGCAACUCUGACGAGUCCCGAGUCAUAGAACUUCGAUUGCCUGGAGCUGGGUUGAGUGGUCCAAUCUCUCCCAACACCCUCAGUCGCCUCUCGGCGCUUGAGGUUGUUAGUCUUAGAUCAAAUGGUAUAAGUGGCCCUUUCCCUGAUGGUUUCUCUGAGCUGAAAAACUUGACCAGCCUCUAUCUCCAAUCCAACAAGUUUUCUGGGUCGUUGCCAUUGGAUUUUUCAGUUUGGAAUAACCUUAGUGUUGUCAAUUUGUCCAACAAUUCUUUCAAUGGGAGCAUCCCCUUUUCAAUUUCAAAUCUGACUCAUCUCACCUCAUUAGUCCUUGCCAACAACUCCCUUUCGGGUCAGAUUCCUGAUCUCAAUAUUCGUAGCCUGCGGGAGCUGAAUCUAGCCAAUAAUAACCUUAGUGGGGUUGUGCCUAAUUCCCUUCUUAGAUUUCCUAGUUCGGCCUUUGCCGGUAACAAUCUUACAUCAGCACAUGCACUCCCUCCAGCUUUUCCUAUGGAGCCACCAGCUGCCUAUCCGGCAAAGAAAUCGAAAGGACUCAGUGAACCUGCAUUGUUGGGUAUCAUCAUUGGUGCUUGUGUGCUGGGGUUUGUCUUGAUUGCAGUUUUCAUGAUUGUCUGCUGCUAUCAGAAUGCAGGUGUUAAUGUGCAAGCAGUGAAAUCCCAGAAAAAACAUGCCACUCUGAAAACAGAAUCUUCUGGAAGUCAAGACAAAAACAACAAAAUUGUCUUCUUUGAGGGUUGCAAUCUUGCAUUUGAUCUAGAGGAUUUGUUGAGAGCUUCUGCUGAAAUUCUUGGAAAGGGUACCUUUGGCAUGACAUAUAAGGCUGCUCUAGAGGAUGCAACCACUGUAGUGGUGAAGAGGUUGAAGGAGGUCACAGUCGGAAAACGAGAUUUUGAACAGCAGAUGGAGGUGGUGGGGAAAAUUAAGCACGAAAAUGUGGAUGCAGUGAGGGCAUAUUAUUAUUCAAAGGAGGAGAAACUCAUAGUAUAUGAUUACUAUCAACAAGGCAGUGUUUCUGCUUUGUUACAUGGCAAAGGAGGGGAAGGCAGAAGUUCUUUAGACUGGGAUAGCCGCUUGAGAAUUGCAAUUGGUGCAGCCAGAGGCAUUGCUUGCAUCCACGCUCAACAUGGAGGGAAACUCGUUCAUGGAAACCUAAAGGCCUCAAACAUCUUCUUCAACUCACAAGGAUAUGGAUGCAUAUCUGAUAUUGGCUUGGCAACAUUGAUGAGUCCAAUACCCAUGCCAGCAAUGAGAGCAACCGGAUACCGUGCACCAGAAGUAACAGACACACGCAAAGCAACUCAUGCAUCUGAUGUGUACAGCUUCGGGGUGCUGCUACUUGAGCUUCUGACUGGGAAAUCCCCCAUAAACAGCACAGAAGGUGAGCAGGUUGUCCACUUAGUUAGAUGGGUGAAUUCUGUGGUUAGAGAGGAGUGGACUGCAGAAGUGUUUGAUGUACAGCUGCUGAGGUAUCCAAACAUAGAGGAAGAAAUGGUGGGGAUGCUACAAAUAGGGAUGGCUUGUGCUGCAAGAAUACCGGAUCAGAGACCAAAGAUGCCUGAUGUGGUGAGAAUGAUAGAGGAGAUUCGUCGUGUAAAUACGCCAAAUCUACCAUCCACCGAGUCUAGAUCAGAAGCUUCUACACCCACCCCUCGUGCAGUUGACAUACCUUCUACCUCUGUUCAACAAUGAGAUUCUUUUGUUCUGCUCAAUAGUUGUUAAGAUGUAAUCAAUUCGAUCAUAUUCAUAACAGGAGAAAUGAUAUCAAUCUAAUGGACUUAUGGUCCUUGGAAGUUAGUAAAAACAAAUUGGUGCUGAGUAAUUGGGUCCCUUUGCAAGUGAUUAUUGUAUUGUUAUUCAUUCUUUCUCAAACAUUGAAAAAUUUAAAUACUAGUUAUAUAUAUUAUUCGGAGUAUA